AUGGGUUCUUUCUCAGAUCCUGAGAAGCAUGCCCCGGUAGAAGACUAUGGCGAGGUCGGGCUCGGGUCGACACCACUGGUUAAUGCGGACAAGCUUGCUCGUCGCCUGUCGGGCCGACAGGUGCAGAUGAUUGCUAUCGGCGGUACCAUCGGUACCGGUCUGUUCUUGGGUACUGGCUCGUCUCUUGCCACCGGCGGUCCUGCUUCGAUGUUGAUCGCAUACGCGAUUUGCGGUGGAAUUGUAUUUAUCACUAUGCUGUCUCUAGGUGAGAUGGCUGCAUUUGUGCCCGUUGCCGGAUCCUUCUGUACCUAUGCGGGUCGUUACGUAGAUGAUGCUCUGGGUUUUGCUUUGACAUGGAAUUACUGGUUCAAUGAUGCUUGUUCAACGGCUUCAGAUAUCAUUGCCCUGCAGCUUUUACUGGAAUUCUGGACUGAAAAUUUUCCGGGUUGGGCCAUCAGUUUGAUCUUCCUCGUCGUUGUCAUUUGCCUAAAUCUUCUUUCGGUUCGGGUGUAUGGUGAGGUCGAAUAUUGGCUGAGCUUGCUUAAAGUCGUCACCAUCGUGAUCUUCAUCAUUCUCGGCAUUGUCGUCAACUGUGGUGGGAAUAAGAACCAUGAGUACAUCGGCGGCAAAUACUGGAACAUGGGACAGGCUCCUUUUGUUGACGGCAUCGGAGGAUUUGCCUCCGUCUUUGUCACAGCAUCUUUUGCCUUUGGCGGCACCGAGUCUAUUGCCAUUACCGCUGGUGAAACGAAAAACCCCUCCAAGACUAUGCCCAAAGUUGUGCGCAAUGUCUUUUUCCGCAUUGUGCUCUUCUACCUGCUCUCCAUCCUACUCAUCGGCCUUAAUGUCCCAUACAACUACCCCGGUCUCGACGAUGAGAACACUCGCACUAGUCCUUUCACCAUUGUCUUCGAAGAGGCCGGUAGCUCCGUUGCCGGUAGCUUCAUCAAUGCCGUUAUCAUGACCUCUGUCAUCUCUGCCGCAAACCACGCCCUCUUCGCCGCGACCCGAUUGCUGUACUCGUUGGCUAUCGAUGGUUACGCGCCCCGCUUUUUUGGCCACUUGAACCGCUUCCAGAUUCCCUGGAUCGCGGUUUUAGCUAGCUCUGUCAUCAGUGGACUCUGCUUCGGUGCAAGCUACAUCGGCGCGGGUCAAUUGUGGACCUGGCUACAGAACAUCGUUGGUGUCUCUAACCAACUCUCCUGGAUCUGUAUCGGUAUUGCAUCUCUCCGCUUCCGCGGCGCCAUCCGUGCCCAAGGUCUAGAGGAUCUUCUCCCCUACAAGAACUGGACGUACCCAUACGGCCCCAUCUUUGCGAUCGGCCUCAACACCGUCCUUGUUCUGGUGCAAGGCUGGAAAUGCUUUAGCCCACACUUCAAGGGCGUGAAGUUUGUUUCCUAUUACAUCGAAAUCGCCCUCAUGGUCGUCAUGUUCGUUGGCUGGAAGCUCAUCAAGCGCACAAAGUUUGUUCGCACUGCGAACAUGGACUUGCGAACUGAUCGAUAUGAUGGUGGCAUUGACGACGACCACACUCCAGAGGAGGUGCAAGAGCCGGAACGAAAGGGGAUACUCGGCAAAUUGCAGCGCUUUGGGCAGUGGCUGUUUCUCUGA
Penicillium longicatenatum is the source of this 1611-nucleotide messenger RNA. Its product is annotated as amino acid permease. NCBI's taxonomy places the organism in Eukaryota, Fungi, Ascomycota, Eurotiomycetes, Eurotiales, Aspergillaceae. The record is from RefSeq and is a predicted model, not a curated record. The coding region runs from base 1 to 1611 and encodes 536 amino acids. The transcript has 5 exons. Gene Ontology annotation, cellular component: membrane. Gene Ontology annotation, molecular function: amino acid transmembrane transporter activity. Gene Ontology annotation, biological process: amino acid transmembrane transport.